AUGAGACACUGUGACCUUAGCCCAGAGCCGGAGAAGAGACGGGGGGGAGGGGGGGGGAACGACCGUGUAUCCGGAAGAUGCAUCACGUCAGCUCAGGACGACGGCAUCUGUCGUAGGUGUGGAGGCGACAAGCACGGCGGAGGUCUGCCCUGCAUCUGUUGUCCGAGAGAACCGGUGAAGUUCGAGACGGGCGCGUGGUUCCUGCAGCAGCUACAACGAGCCAUCAGCGUGAUGCCGUGGAGCAUCUCCACCGAGAAACUCGAGCAGAUUGACGAAGAAUCUGACGAGUACAAUGUCCCAGGCCCCAGCGAUGCCACUCGAGGGGAACUUAAGAAGAUCAGAGAAUUUCUGGAAACCAUCUCCGCUAAGUUAGCGGGCGGUCCGCUAGAGGGGACGAGAGUAGCGCCGCUGUACGACCACCCCGCAUAUAUGCGCAUGUUCGUGCGAUACCACGCGAGGCUGCGCGGCGCUCUGACGUCACUAGGCAUUGCGCUACAAGACGCGCUCACACGUAAGCUAGAGAAUAUAGUAUGGCAUGCACUGUGA
Spodoptera exigua (beet armyworm) is the source of this 546-nucleotide messenger RNA. The record is from the annotation of a GenBank genome assembly. Lineage: Eukaryota; Metazoa; Arthropoda; Insecta; Lepidoptera; Noctuidae.